Molecule: messenger RNA, 2700 nt
Organism: Folsomia candida
Lineage: Eukaryota; Metazoa; Arthropoda; Collembola; Entomobryomorpha; Isotomidae
Exons: 2
Coding region: 507-2312 (601 amino acids)
Molecular function (GO): protein binding; endonuclease activity
Source: RefSeq, a predicted model, not a curated record
UAAGUCAAAUGCCGCGCUGGGGAAGUCAAAAUCCAAUCAUGACAUAAAUUGACUAGAAAUUGACAAGUGGAGCCAUGUUGACAGAUUUAGGCAAUUUUAAGGUCAUUGGAGGCAUGGAGACAGAUUUAGGUCAUUUUAAGGUCAUUGGAGGCAUGGCGACGGAUUUAGGUCAUUUUAAGGUCAUUGGAGGCAUGGUGACAGAUUUAGGUCAUUUUUAGGUCACUGGAGGCAUGGCGACCUUUAUUACUUAAUUUACGGCAGCAGAUAUUAGCCGAUUUUGAGGGGUGCUAAUAAUGUGUGUGCAUACUGUAUUGUUCCGAGUCUCAAUUUUGCUCAUAACCGGUUCUAACUUCACAGACGUAUUGAGAAGGGGCAAAGCUAAAGUGAGGAAUAUUUCAGUUGCUGAUUUUCAAUGUCAAUAUUGAAUUUGAAUAUCCAUUUUCCGUUAUCUGUAUUUAUGUUUUAUGUUACGGGAAACAUAAAAUAAACAUACUGCUGAUCUGAAAAUGUCAUUUAAAAACGAAGAAAGUUGUUCUUUAACCAGAACGUCCUCAAGUAAUGGUCGAGUAUUAGACAAUAGAAUAUUGGAUCGUCAUUUCAUUCCAUCGGAAAUCAUGGAGCGCGUCUCUCUUUUGUACCGGGCCGUAGAGGCGCAUGAUGAAAGCAGUGUCAAGUCGAUUUUGACAUUAUAUGAUGACCUCGACACAAACUGCCUCCUGCCUGGAUGGUCAAUGCCCCUUCUCCACUUUGCCGUUGGGCUAAGCAAUAAUUCCCCAGAAAUUGUACUCUUGCUGUUGGAAAAGGGUGGUGAUCCGAACAAUCUCACCACUGAGGAUAACGUGUCACCGAUGCAUCUCAGCGUCAUUUACGACUAUGAACACGUUCUUCAUGUGCUGAUGAGAAAUGGGGGGAAUGCUACAUUGGUGAACGGAGAUGGGAAAAGCUGCUACGAUUUGGCCAAGGACAAUGUGGAAGAGGAAAUGAAGGAGAGAUGUUUUCUCUAUUUUUACAAGAAGUCGGUCGACUUUCGAAAAUCUAUUAAACCAUCGGACAGUGUGGUGAAGGCGUGGAAGGAUACUCAUCCAGACAGCAGUAUUAUCAGUUUCUCGAAUAAUUCUUCCAGCGCGGAUGAGUUUAUCACUUGCGAGAGUAGUGAUAGCGAGCCGUCAUCAAUUCAUUUAAAACCAGUGGACGCUACAGAAAGUAUCAAUAUCUCUGCAGAACAAAAAAAGUUAUGGAACAAGUUUUCUUAUUUGAUGACGGAAGAUGAAUCCGAGCAGGACAGCAGUCGAGACGAUAAUGGCAAACUGUCUACAAUUGAAGAGGAAUCCGCAUUAUCCAUUUCAUACCAGCGAAAAUUGGGAUAUGAAGAAACUAAAGAGUGCACUAUUGGAUUGUUUGAUGAAAGUAAUUAUCCAAUGUCUCCUCCCACAUUCGCAACAACACCAAAUCCAGCCUUCUCUGACAGUUCUUCAGUUUCCUCAACAGCGACAGAGAUUGCUGAUUCUACUCCCCCGAUUCUACCUCCACCAAGUAAAACGGACAUGAUAAAGUUGCAAACUACGAUGAAAGAUUCACAAAUUCCACCAUCCAGCGUCCCCGUUACAAAGUCCACGUAUCAAGUUCUCAACAGACUGGCAAAUCAAUCGCAGUUAACAAAAGUUCUUGCCCCAAAACCAGGAACCUGUAAUUUCAGCUCAGAAUUAAAACAAGCAAUCACAGAUCUUCAUGUUAUCGACGAAUGGGGAAAUUUGAAAAUAGAUUUGCUCCAAAGUUAUUCCACUCCGUCUAAAAAGAGCAAGUCAUUUUACAACUAUUUACUACUAGACCCAAAGAUCACAAAAAAGGCCAACUUUUCAGGGACGCAUUUAAAAUCUGAUAUAAUUAAGAAUCCAGAAAAGUUUGAAGCCUUUUUAAAAUCUAUAUUUUAUAUUGGGAAAGGGUGUGGAAAACGACCCAUCCAGCAUCUUGUGGAUGCCAAGGAAAAGUAUGGGAGUGGGAGAAAAGUGUUGACUGGUUUUGGGGAAAAGCUUGAUAGGAUUCUCAACAUUUGGAGUUCAGGUCUGGGAGUAAUUGUUGUUAGCGUUUUCCAUCAUUCGUCAGAAAGAGAAGCGAAUGUAAACGAAGCAUCAAUGAUUGAUGCUGUCGGUCUUGUUGAGCUCUCCAAUAUUAAGAAGGGAAGCUAUGCGGGGACAUUGACGAGCACUUGGUCUCAAAAAUCUAAAAAUCAACUUGGAACCUUUCUAUUGUACAAAGCCUUUUGUGCCUUUACUGUCAGUGAACACAAGUCUUUCCAUGCUCAAGAUGUCUAAUUGUAUAUAGUGUAGGUAUGUAAUAAGUUAACCAAUUACUCAUUAUGAUUGACUCGCAAAUAUUUUAUUUUUGAAUGUUUUCUACUUUCUCUUUCUCGAUAUAUAUAAUUUCAAAGUUCCCAUUUUUGUGAAUACAGAUAAAUAUUCAAGAAGAUAUAAAUUUAUAAGGUAAAAUGCAAUGCAAUAGAUGGAUAUGCUUUAAUUUUGAAUCAUGAAGUGUUAGUUGCUGUAAAUUUGUGUUCUCUUGUAUGACAAUUAUUAAUCAAAGACACUAAAUUAGUAGUACUGAUUCCACGAGAUUAUAUGAGCACGUUUAAAUGAACAAAAAAUUAAACAGAAAUUUAAGGAUAAGAAUAACAAUGUUUUAUUGCAAGAAAAGAGAAAAAUA